Messenger RNA from Cucurbitaria berberidis CBS 394.84, 6544 nucleotides. RefSeq names its product PP2C-domain-containing protein. Gene Ontology annotation, molecular function: magnesium ion binding; adenylate cyclase activity; protein binding. NCBI's taxonomy places the organism in Eukaryota, Fungi, Ascomycota, Dothideomycetes, Pleosporales, Cucurbitariaceae. Gene Ontology annotation, biological process: intracellular signal transduction; cAMP biosynthetic process. The transcript has 3 exons. Bases 93 to 6485 code for a protein of 2130 amino acids. The record is from RefSeq and is a predicted model, not a curated record.
CGAUUGCGCCGCCCUGCCGCUACGCUGUCGUCGUUGGCCGUGUCGCAGAGCCUCGACACUCCACCCCCACAGCGCUGGCACGGCUGCUGGCCAUGGCCAAACACGCUCUCCCAUUCCGCAAAGGAGAGAAUUGUACCUACACCGAAGCGUGGGCGAGCACAAUGCCCCCCGCACCUGUCUCUCCCCGUCUCACUGCCAGACGCGCAUCCACUUGUUUGAACAAGCACUCGCUAACCCCAUGUCGUAGAAUCGUCGAAAGAGAGUCUGAGAUAUCGCCCGGCACCAUGCCUCCAGCUCCUCCCCCAAAAGACGCCUCGCAUCGACUGCGCAAGCAAUCCACCUGGGACGCACCCCCGCCGCCAAACACCCUCGGGGACCAUCGCAAACAGCUGGCUGUGCUGGAGACGUCUGGGGGAAGAGUACCGUCCAUAUCGCGAAACCCGCCCACGGCGACGACGGCCAACUCACAAAGUGCUCCCUGGUCCUCCCCAUCGAAUGGUACAAACAUGGCCAACAGCGUCUGGAGCAGCUUCUUCAACGACUCCAACGAAGACGUCUCGCAGCCCUCGCCUGGAUUUGCGCGACCAGGAACGGGAAGCAGAGAGGACAGCAUGGGCUUUCCACUGAAAGACGACAGACGCCCGUCGGUAGCAAGCGCCAAUACUGUCAGCAGCACGGGUUCCAAGUCGAGCAUCAGCCGAGGAGGCUUUCACAAGCGACUGCAGAAUGUGUUUGGAGAGGACUUCCCUGCUGAUGGCCGUCAAAACUCCGAGACCAGCCUGAUCACGCCCUAUGCGACCGACACGCAAUCUAUCCGUGGGCAGCGGGAUCGCGGCAAUUCUCUCAACAACACCAUUGGAAGUAACCACCAUUCUACGCCCGCUUCGCCUACGAGUUCCCGUCCGCGGACACCACAGCCCUCGUCCGAAGUCACGCCUUGGGACUUUCAGGAACCUAAGGACACUGCCCCUCCAGCGGCUGAAAGUGGAAGGCGAUCUUCCGAGCACCAUUCCGCCAAGUCGGCUACUCGAUCGCACAAGCUGCAUGUGAGGCUACCUGGCCACGGCCAUCGACAUCGAAGCAGCAAGGAGGAAAACAAGGCCCCCGAGAGCCGGGCAGACAUCAGUCAGCCGUAUCCACUGCGUCCAGCCACCAAUCGCGAGGAUUCGGCGUAUAGCGUUCGCCCAAACCCACAGUAUCCGUCUGCCCUCAGCGCCGCUUUCGCUACCGCUUCCAAGACCAGCCUUCUGGGGCGUCCCUCAAGUCCCACGCCUAGUGCACAUUCUGACACGGCACGCGACUCCUCGCUGGCCCAGCGGUCACCCAGCACCCAUAGGCCACACGGUUUCUUCGCACGUCUGCGAGGCAAGGAUAAGGAUAAGCCAGACCGUUCCACUGCGCCAGAAACCCUCAAAAACCUCCCUCUUUCUGGUACUGCCUCCGCCACAUCCCUGAGCCCUUCCGUUGUCACCGCGAAACAAAUACGGGCAGAGCCUUCACCCCAAGCAACCAUGGCGAAGAGACAAGCCACCGCGCCAGCUAUGGAGGAGCGAGGCCAAGCCAAGGACAACAAGAGGGCGCCUCACCACCGCCUUCCGACAUUCAGAAAGGACAAGCGUGCACCAACAAACGACGCGACUGGCAGAGACCCGAAUGAAGCAACUCCCAAGACCAUAGGCAACGAUGCAGUCUUCUUUCUGGACAGCAACCUGGACGACAUGGAAGGUAUCGUUAACCCACAACAACCGCCGAUGACGCCCCCCGUUGGUGAGCUGCAGAAAGCGCCAGUCUUUGGCGAGGAGCAGCCAGCUCCUGCAACCGACGAGGAUGGCAAUGCGGCUUGGGACGCACCUGAUUCCUGGGCUGUCAAACGGCUCAAGGACGAAAUGGACAGGCUCCGAGACCUUGAGGAAUCUGGCGGGUCUCUAAAGGGAGAGGGCGAUACCAAAACAUAUUGUUUGCGCAUCUUCCGGGUUGACUCUACCUUUGCGACUUUGUCUGCUACCUUGGAUACCACGGUUCAGGAGAUUAUUCAGAUCUUGGGGAAGAAGACUGUUCUCCAGGACGAAUUAGAUAAUUACCAUAUCGUGAUGCGAAAGCAUGAUACCGCACGACAGCUGGAAAGCAACGAGCGUCCCUUGCUAAUCCAGAAACAACUCCUCGAGCAAGCUGGCUACACAGAUCUUGAUCGUCUAGAGGAUGUUGGGCGGGAGGACAACAGCUACUUAUGCAGGUUCACGUUCCUGCCUGCUAAAAUGAGCGGAUACUCCAGUCUCGAAAGAGAUCCUGGAUUCAGCAAGAUGCAGAAGUUCAGUCAUAUCGAUCUUCAGGGCCGGAACUUGAUCACAAUUCCCAUCACACUCUACCAAAAGGCGACUGAGAUAAUAUCUCUCAACCUCUCCCGUAACUUAUCUCUGGAUGUACCCAAGGACUUUAUCCAAGCUUGCACCAACCUCCGAGAGAUCAAAUACACGAGCAACGACGCCAGACGAUUACCACCCAGCCUCAGCUUAGCUAGCCGCCUAACCAUGUUGGACAUCUCGAACAACCGUCUUGAGUCUCUCGAUCGGGCUGACUUGGACAAGCUACAAAGUCUGCAGGGUCUUCGACUAUCCAACAACGGCCUGACGCGGCUACCGUCUUACUUUGGACAAUAUCGGGCUCUUCGUAGUCUGAACCUCAGUUCAAACUCGUUGAACGAGUUUCCUGACUUCUUAUGCGAGGUUCGAACGUUGGUUGAUCUCGAUAUCAGCUUCAAUUCGAUAUCCAGUCUGCCCAAGAUUGGUCAGCUUACCUGUCUAGAGAGACUUUGGGCGACAAACAACAAAUUGACCGGCAGCUUCCCUCCCGGGUUGGGUAACCUAGUCAAUCUCCGAGAAAUCGAUGUGCGGUUCAAUGCACUAGACAGCAUGGACGUGAUAUCUCAUUUACCACGCCUGGAGUACCUGAUGAUUGGACAUAACUCUAUAUCUGUGUUUGAGGGUUACUUUCCCAAGAUUCGUGUCCUACACAUGAACCACAAUCCCGUCACACGCUUCGGACUCAGUCAGGCUGUACCGUCACUGUCCGUUCUCAAUCUUGCAUCCGCCAAACUGGCUCAGCUACCAGAAGACCUAUUUUCAAAGCUUACUGGUCUCACUAAGCUGAUCCUCGAUAAGAAUCACUUUACCUCCCUCUCAAAUAACAUAGGGCGGCUAUUCAGAUUGGAACACUUGAGCGUGGCUCGAAACUCCCUGGACGUAUUACCAGCUGAGAUUGGACGGCUCGUCGAACUACGUUAUUUGGACGUGCGAGAAAAUAAUCUCAGUAUACUUCCUCCAGAACUCUGGUUUGCCCGACGGUUGGAGACGCUCAAUGUGUCCUCAAAUGUGCUCGAUGCAUUCCCCAAGCCGAGUGCGGCACCACCACAGGUGUCGAAUGGCGAGGUAAUGAACCUUGAUGGAGCGACGCCAGCGACUACACCAGGCCUCGGAUCGAGCCCCAGCUUUGAAGAACUCGGAAAGUUGGAAGACUUCCAAAAUCGACGCCCUAGCCAGGCAUCUGGCGGCCAAUUCAGUACCGGGACUUCACCCGGUAAUUCACAAAGGAAAGGAUCUCUAGCCUCUUAUAGUACUGCAAGCACAGCGCGAAAAACAUCAGUCGCCUCUCGUGCGCCUACAGAAGGAACACUGACUCCAAUGUCCCGAAAGGACUCCAGCCUGUCUGGCAGGCUAGUCACGACUUUCGCAGGUUCUUUGCGACACGUAUUCUUGGCUGACAACAGACUUACCGACGACGUCUUCGACGAAUUAUGUCUCCUUCCGGAGCUGCGAAUUGUCAACCUCGCGUAUAACCUUAUCUAUGACGUACCACCCCGCACAAUAAGGAGAUGGCAACAUCUUGCCGAAUUGUAUCUGUCUGGCAAUGAUUUGACAUCUCUCCCGUCGGAAGAUCUGGAAGAGGUCGGCUCUCUAAAGGUGCUCCAUAUCAACAACAACAAGUUCCAAGUGCUCCCUGCCGAACUAGGCAAAGUCGCACAACUUGCCGUUCUGGACGUCGCAAGCAAUUCACUCAAGUACAAUGUAUCCAAUUGGCCGUACGAUUGGAACUGGAACUGGAAUCACAAACUACGGUACUUGAACUUGUCCGGCAACAAACGACUGGAGAUCAAGCCAAGCGGUUCCUAUAGUGGAAGUGGCAUGAGCAUGCGAGAAGGUCGCGACCUGACAGACUUCAGCUCCUUGAUCAACCUAAGAGUCCUCGGCCUAAUGGAUGUUACCAUGAUGGUGCCUUCCGUACCGGAACAGUCGGAGGACCGAAGAAUACGUACAGCAGGUUCCGCAGUAGGCACGAUGGCAUAUGGUAUGGCGGACUCUCUGGGCCGCAACGAGCACAUCUCGACCAUGGACCUGGUCGUUCCUCGCUUCCGUAGUCACGAUGACGAGCAACUGCUGGGUCUAUUUGAUGCCCAACCCCUCGCUGGCGGAGGAUCAAAGAUCUCCAAGUAUCUCUAUGAUCAUUUCAAGAACCGCUUUACCGACGAGCUGGAGCGUUUGCGACCACAAGAAACUCCGUCGGAUGCUCUGCGACGAACUUAUCUAAGCCUCAACAAGGAAUUGGCCACGCUUACCACGCAGACUCUAGAUAAGAACGCUUUCGGCCCGCCGGCACAGCCGCGGAACGGGGUUCCCGAACUUGGCGAUGAUGAUUUGACUUCUGGAAGCGUGGCUACUGUGCUAUUUCUCAAGGAGAUGGAGUUGUAUGUUUCCAACGUUGGUGAUGCACAAGCGCUGCUCAUCCGGUCAGAAGGAGGUCACAAACUUCUUACGCGGAAACAUGACCCAGCUGAACCUAGCGAAAGAGCUAGGAUACGGGAAGCUGGAGGCUUCGUCUCACGACAAGGCAAACUAAACGAUGUUCUCGAGGUAUCAAGAGCGUUUGGCUACGUACAGAUGUCGCCAUCCGUUAUUGCUUCCCCGCACCUUCUCAACAUAACCCUUGGCGAUACUGACGAGAUGGUGCUCGUGGCCUCUCGAGAACUGUGGGAGUAUCUCACUCCAGAUUUUGCUGUCGAUGUCGCGCGAUCCGAGCGCAGCGAUUUGAUGCGCGCCGCUCAGAAACUUCGAGAUCUGGCUAUCGCAUUUGGCGCGACUAACAAGAUCAUGGUCAUGUUACUCGGAGUCAGCGAUCUCAAGAGCAAACAACGCGCCCGAUAUCGCACGCAGAGCAUGUCAUUGAUCCCUGCACCCGGGGGAGACAUCGACUGGGGCUCCCAACGUAGGCCUGGGAAGAAGAGGAACUUGGUUGGUGACUCCAAGCUUGCUCGUCUUGACAAUGAAGUGGAUGCGCCAGUGGGAGAAGUUAGCUUGGUGUUCACGGAUAUCAAAAACUCGACUUUGCUCUGGGAAACGUACCCGAUUGCGAUGCGAUCCGCCAUCAAGAUGCACAACGAGCUCAUGCGCCGGCAGUUGCGCAUCAUCGGUGGUUAUGAAGUCAAGACGGAAGGUGAUGCUUUCAUGGUCGCAUUUCGAACGGUGACGUCGGCAUUACUGUGGUGUUUCACCAUCCAGAGCCAGCUUCUUGAGGUACAAUGGCCCCAAGAGAUUCUCAGCAGCGUGAACGGGCAGGAGGUCGUCGAUCCUGAUGGCAAUGUCAUAUUCCGAGGUCUUUCGGUCCGCAUGGGUGUUCACUGGGGUACCCCGGUGUGCGAAGUCGAUCCGGUCACUAAGCGCAUGGAUUACUUCGGUCCCAUGGUCAACCGUGCCUCGCGUAUCUCCUCUGUCGCCGAUGGAGGGCAGAUCACCGUGUCAUCCGACUUCAUCGCUGAGAUCCAACGCCUUCUAGAGACGCACAUUGAAGGAGACCGCAGCAACUCGAUAGGCUCCGAAGAGGCAUAUGGCGACGAUGUAAAUAAUCAACUGAUCCGUCAAGAGCUGCGAUCACUCAGUAGCCAAGGUUUCGAAGUCAAAGAUCUAGGCGAGCGACGUCUCAAAGGUCUAGAGAACCCUGAGUACAUUUACCUCAUGUACCCACAUUCCCUGGCGAGUCGUCUCGCCGUUCAACGACAGACGGAGCAGAAGCCAGGGCCACAAACAUCGGAGGCGACCGCGGGUCAGAAGAUGGCAGGCAGCCAGCUUACAAUUGAUACUGAAGAUGUAUGGGAACUCUGGAAUAUUAGUCUACGUCUAGAGAUGCUCUGUAGUUCCCUCGAGAGCCCUGGGUGCGUGGAGCUGAAACCUCCUGAGACGGCGCUGUUGGAGAGAAUGAAGAGUCGAGGUGGGGAGAUUACAGAUAGAUUCCUGAUCAAUUUUGUCGAACAUCAGAUCUCGAGAAUUGAGUCUUGUGCCAACACGCUCGCCCUUCGUCACCGAAUCCGACCUUUCGGAUCUGCGCCUCUACUUGAGCAAGCAUGUCACAUGGGUGACAUCUUUGCAGAGCUCGACGAGAAGCUCAAGAGACUAGAACAAUAUGAGGCGGAAGCCAUGGAGGGUAUGGCACCCUCAUGAACAACGACGACGCAUUAUACAUAUCACGACUGCUACCACACUGCUACAUAAAUCCCCUU